CGGCUCGUGAAAAGGCAUCUUAAUAGUUUUAUAAUAAAGAUUAUGAAUGAAACAGGUCAAAGCGAAGUUACGAGGUGGAUAGCCAUAACAUAUGUAUAUUUCUUGAGAAUAUCGCAAUUUCGUAGUCCGAUUUCAUAAUUGCUAUCCUCGACGAUAUUACAGAUUAUCUAUCAAAUAAGUUUCAUACAAUAAGGAACUGUGUGAUUGAAGUCUUGGGUAUUUUAGUGUAAGAAGCAUUGAUCGGUGAAGGUCUAACGAUAUUACAGCUUGUCUGUCAUGAGUUUUAUACAACGAGAAACUGUGGAAUUUGACUUCCUGUGUGAUUGGAAUCUUGGGUAUUAUUGUAUAAAAAGCAUUGAUCGGUGAAGGCCUAACAGAUGAACAAAAGAACCGACACGACAAAUGCCAAUUUAGAAGCAUAUGUUGCAUUGUAGUGCUUAGUGAGAUCCAAAAUGCUUUAGACUUGGUAACGCCUGUGAAAAUAAUUAUUUUUUUUGUAAUUAAAAUAGAAAGGAAAUAAGACAAUGAGUAAGAUUUUAGGAAUCUUAAGAGCAAAAGUAAUUAGUGGAACUACCAUUCCUACUGCAAUUGCUUCCAAUCCGUCUAAUUUAAAUGAAAUUGAGGAAGAAAUUAAAAGAUUAGAACAAGAACAAGAAGAAUAUGAUAGACAAGCAAUAAAUGAUUAUCAAGAAAAAUUGGAUGAAGAGGAACGAGAGGCUAAAAGAGAUGGGAUAUAUGAUGGAGAUUUAAAAAAAAGUAUUGAAGCAAGAAAAAAAGCCCUAGAUGAUUAUACUGCAAUUGCUCCCAAUUCAACGUCUGAUUUCUACCUCAAAUUAAAGGAAGUUGAAGAAGAAGUUCAAAAAUUAAAACCAAACCAUGAAGAAGGUGAUAUACAAGCAAUUGAUUAUCAAGCAAAAUUACAUGAAUUGGAUGAACUGGAACUAAAGGCCAAAAGAGUUGGAGUAUAUGAUGGAGAUUUAAAAGAACAUAUCAAACAAACAAGACAAAAAAUUAUAGACUAUAAUGUAAUUACUUCCACUCCAUCUAAUUUAAGAAGAAAGAAAAUUGAAGAAGAAAUUAAAAAAAUAAAACAAGAACAAAAAGAAAAUGAGAGACAAGCAAUGAUUAAUUAUCAAGCAAGUUUGCAUGAAUUGGAUGAACUAGAACUCGAUGCCAAAAGAUAUGGACUAUAUAAUGGAGAUUUAAAAGAACAUAUUGAACAAGCAAGAAAAUAUGUUAUACAUGGCUAUAACAAAUUACUUUUAUUGAUUGCUAAGCAAAAUCUAACUUCAGAAAUUGGUAUUGAUGCAUUAGAAGCAGAAAAUUUUGACAAUAUAAAUACAAGAAAUAAUUCUGCUGUAAGGAUGUCUUUUGAUGAUCAGCCGGGAACAAGCCGAACACCUGCAAAAUGUAGUAGUGCCUUAAAAUAGUGCAGUAUCUGAUGUUGAAACAACAGUAACAUUAGAAGAAAAUAAUAUUAAUAAUCCAUUAAACUUUAUAUUUUUAA
Trachymyrmex cornetzi is the source of this 1507-nucleotide messenger RNA. RefSeq lists its product as uncharacterized. The coding region runs from base 525 to 1430 and encodes 301 amino acids. The record is from RefSeq and is a predicted model, not a curated record. The transcript is spliced from 3 exons. NCBI's taxonomy places the organism in Eukaryota, Metazoa, Arthropoda, Insecta, Hymenoptera, Formicidae.